Molecule: messenger RNA, 711 nt
Organism: Rotaria sp. Silwood1
Lineage: Eukaryota; Metazoa; Rotifera; Eurotatoria; Philodinida; Philodinidae
Source: the annotation of a GenBank genome assembly
AUGUUCAAUGCAAUGGUCUACAUGUGUAUUUUAGAAUUACUUUUUAAUCACAGAGAAUUUUCGAUUAAUCCAAAUCCAUCAAUCGCUCAACUUGAUGUAAUACUUCUUUUAAAAAGCCGAACAUCAUUUAUUAUUGAUCAUAUUCGUAUUCAUGUUAUUGAUAGUAUGAGUUCGAAAUUAUUAAAUACAACAAGUGCAAAUUUAAUAUUAUUUCCAUCUAUAAGUCUUUUUCCUCAUUCACAAAAUUAUAUUCAUAUUUAUUUUUUAAUAAAUGCUAUAUCAUUUUCUCAAAAACUAAAAAUAACAUUAACUUAUUCUAUAAAUAAAUCAAAUACAAUUGAAGCCGAUAGAAUUGAAUUUAAACUUAAUUUACCUUGUUCAAAAUAUUUACGACGAAAGAUUAUUGAUUCUAUGAUAUUCGCUGAUUUGAUGAGUUCCGGUACAUUGAUAUGUCAAUCACAACUUCGUAUUCCAUCAUCUAAUCAAGAUUUUCUAUCGAUAAUUAAUACAAUUUGUCAAUUUUAUCGAUUAACUGUUGUCAAAAAAAUUAAUUCAGCUGCAUCUUUAUACGCUGAAACAAUUCUUGGACAGCCAAUAGUUCUUUUAUUUAAAUCCAUAAAUUCUCAAAGUGAUAUUUUAAUUGAUGGUAAAUCCACAGAAACACAUUUUCUUUCCAAUCUCAGGGAAGAAAUAAAAACAUCACUGACAUAA